Molecule: messenger RNA, 1170 nt
Organism: Lodderomyces theae
Lineage: Eukaryota; Fungi; Ascomycota; Pichiomycetes; Serinales; Debaryomycetaceae
Product: putative cysteine synthase
Exons: 1
Coding region: 1-1170 (389 amino acids)
Cellular component (GO): cytoplasm
Molecular function (GO): cysteine synthase activity
Source: RefSeq, a predicted model, not a curated record
AUGUCUUGGAAAACAGCACUACAAACAUCUGCUACAAUCGUAUCACUAGCAAUCAUAUUGAAUGAGCUACGGAAAGCUUACCUGCAAUCUGGCACCAACAAAUCAGACUUGACCUCACUCCCUCCGAAAUCUAGAGGUAUCGAGUCGAGGAUCGGAAACACUGCUCUAAUCGAGAUCAAAUCCUUAUCAGCAAAAACAGGGUGUAAAAUAUACGCCAAGUUGGAAUUGAGUAACCCAGCAGGAAGCUCCAAAGACCGGGUGGCGUUGGCGAUAAUAAGAGCAGCAGAGUCACUCAACCAAUUGGUACCUCAUCAACAAAAUGUCAUCUUUGAAGGAACGUCUGGGUCUACAGGUAUAAGUUUUGCAGUUUUGGCUAAUGCGUUGGGUUAUACUGCGCAUAUAUGUCUCCCGGAUGAUACGUCGCCGGAAAAGCUACAGUUAUUGGAAGCAUUGGGAGCUGAAGUUGAAAAAGUCAAACCUGCAAGUAUUGUUGAUCCAAACCAGUAUGUGAACGCGGCAAAGAGAGGAGCUGAGGCUAUCAACAAUGACCCUACCAGCAACAGGAAAGCCAUCUUUGCUAAUCAGUUUGAAAAUGACUUCAAUUGGAGAAUUCACUACACUACUACUGGACCAGAAUUGGUCAAACAAUUGGAUAAAAUCGACGUGUUUAUAAAUGGAAGUGGUACAGGCGGAACCAUAGCUGGAGUGGGCAGGUGUUUGAAAGAGCACAAUCCGGACACAAAGAUUAUUCUAGCGGACCCACAAGGAAGUGGACUCGCCAAUCGGGUAAAUUUUGGUGUAUUAUACGAUACAGUUGAGAAAGAAGGCACUAGAAGAAGACAUCAAGUUGACACUCUAGUUGAAGGAAUCGGACUAAACCGUCUCACUUGGAACUUCAAACAAGGGGAGCCAUACAUUGACGAAGCUGUUCGAGUUACUGAUGAACAAGCAUUGAAGAUGGCAAAGUACCUAUGCAUCAAUGAUGGAUUAUUCUGGGGUAGUUCAGCUGCUAUAAAUUGUGUGGCCGCGGUCAAAACAGCUUUGAAGUACGGACCGGGUCAAAACAUAGUGGUUGUUGCUUGUGAUUCCGGAGAUCGUCAUUUGUCAAAAUUUUGGAAAAAGGCAGUGAAGAUUCCUCAAGGUGUGUCUUUGGAGGAUGUGUUGUCAUGA